AUGGCGGCCGUGCAAGUGGUGCAGUUGGCGCCGGCGUUCUGGGGCGAACAAGCCGUGUACGGGCCUCACUACCGUGGGGGCCUGGCACCGCCGCCGGAUUGGUGGGCACAGGCCGCCCAAGCCUGCGCCCUGAGCCAGUAUCAAGUUGCAGCGCUGCAACAGCUGUUCCAGCCUUGCCGCUGGCAGACAUUCAACGGGUUUAGUUACCAGCCCAUUCAACCUACACCGCCAAUGAUGCAGAUGGCAACUCCUCAUUACACAUCCCCUGCACCCCCCACGCCUGCGCCUUCCCCUACACAGCAAGCAUACCCGCAAGCACUCCAUCCAGCACCAGCGGCAAGCAUCCCAACGUCGGCCCCCACGAGCUCACCCAAGAGCCCAGCGCAACCUUCCUGGGCGGACUUGUCGGAGGAUCUAACUUCACCAAGCCUGAACGAGGAGUUGCCAACCUUGCUCCCCAAGCCUAGCAAGGGCAACGGGAAGGGAAAGGGAAAGACUGCCAAGAAGUCCUCCAAAGGAACGGGCAAAGGCAGAAACGGUGGCAUGUGGCAUGCCAACUACUCCGACUAUUCCUGGAAAUACCAGAGCUACCAGUACUGCGGCUGGUACUGA
Messenger RNA from Symbiodinium sp. CCMP2592, 612 nucleotides. NCBI's taxonomy places the organism in Eukaryota, Dinophyceae, Suessiales, Symbiodiniaceae. The record is from the annotation of a GenBank genome assembly.